AUGGCCAACUUCAACUGGGUUUCCCGCAUGCUGGGCUGGGACCGACACCCAAGACAUCACCACGACUUCCACUCGGAUUGGAUUCGCGACGACCGCAGACGCCUUGUCGCGGUCUCGGUUCGCGUCAAGAUGGACCCCCUUCAACUAGCCCCCAUUGCUUACAAGAGGGUCUACUGCCCCGAACCAGUCCUCCCGCAGUACCGAUCCGAGCACCUCGAGUCUGCGAUCCCCGCGCCCGAAGUCACAAAGAUUGCUCUGAAGCUCCGCCACCUGAUUGAGCUUGCGGUGCCGUGCGAGCUGGACGAGGACGAAAUCACAAAGGCGCAUAGCAAGAUCAUCACCACCAAGGUCGUCAAGGCUGCCAAGGAGGCUGGCGGCUCGCACUACGGGUCCUGUGUGGUCUUUUGCCUGAUUGUCUGCAAGAGAUGGUUCAAGCACCAGGCCUUGGUCGAGCUGUGGGAUUCGGACUUGCACCGAGUGCGUGCCGUCGCCUGCGAAGUCAUAGCCAAGCAGAUUACUGACCACAACCGCUGCAGCAUCGAAGGCGAAGAAGACCUCCAGUACCUCAUGCACUCGGUUCUGCUGCGCCGCUACUCCAUCCUCAUCGACGGCGACCCGACUCCUCCCGCCAACGUCAUCGAGAAGGCCGUCGAUCUCCACGCGGUCAGGGUCAUUGGGUCCUCGGGAUACCAGAAGUGCAUCUCUUACCUCUGGAAAGGGUGGCUGGUCCAGGACGAGAACGAUCCCGCCGUCUUUGUCGACUAUAGAGACAAGACGAACCCGUCCUUCCUAGUCCACAUGGACCCCGACCGUAUCCGCGCCCCCAUGUACCAGAACGCAACCCAGGUCCUCAUCUCCCUGAUCUACAUCGGCCUCUACACCGCCGUCAUCAACUCGGUGAAUGCCAAGGGCGACUUGGACGCGGCUGAGGUGCUGUUGUACGUCUUCACGUUCGGCUUCAUCUGCGAGGAGGUCACCAAGUUUUGGAAGGCUGGCUACCACAUCCUGGGUUUCUGGAAUGCCUUCAACGGCGUCCUCUACUCCUUCAUCUCGCUGUCGCUGAUCUUGCGCAUCAUCGGUCUGACCCAUGGCGAGAACGAACAAGCGCGGAAAUACUACAGCGAGCUCAGCUACAACUUCCUGGCCUUCAGCGCGCCCAUGAUUUGGUCCCGGCUGCUGCUGUACCUCGACAGCUUCCGCUUCUUUGGUGCCAUGCUUGUGGUCCUCAAGGUCAUGAUGAAGGAGUCAAUCAUCUUCUUCGCCUUGUUGGCGGUGUUGAUCAUUGGGUUUCUUCAGGCGUUCGUCGGCCUCGACCUGGCCGAUGACCUGGUGGCGGACGAUAUCCUCUUCAUCAUAUCGGCCAUGGCAAAUGCCAUCAUGCAGAGUCCCGACUUUGACGGGUUCGACAAGUUUUCGCCGCCGUUUGGCAUCAUCCUCUACUACUGCUUUACCUUCAUUGUCAUGGUUGUCCUGCUCAACAUCCUCAUUGCGUUGUACAACUCGGCGUAUGAGGACAUCUACGACAACGCCAACGACGAGUACCUCGCGCUGUUUGCGCAAAAGACGAUGCAGUUCGUUCGCGCUCCCGACGAGAACGUCUACAUCCCGCCUUUCAACCUGAUUGAGAUGGUGGUCAUUGCCCUCUUUUGGUGGAUGGACAAGGCAAAGUUUGAGCGCAUGAGCGAUAUCAUUAUGGGGAUCCUCUACUCGCCCGUCCUCGUCGUCGCGGCCUUUUUCGAAACUCGAUCUGCCGCCGAGAUUAGGAGCAACCGAGCGCGAGGCGAGGAGGACGACGACACGAUCGAGGAGUGGGAGCAGAUGAUGGACCAGGUCGACUUUGAGUCGGAUGGGUGGAACAAGGUGUGCAUCACAGCCAAGACCAACCUGGAUGUGGACCCUGCGAUUUCCGAGGUGCAGAAGCUGCGCAGCGAGGUCGAGGAGCUCAAGAAGAUGCUGGUCGACAUUUCCAAGGCUGUCUCGGGCGGAAACGUCGGGAACGCGCAAGCCACCAACCUGAUUGACCUCGGCGAGCCGGCCGAGGGCUCGAGCAAGAAGAAUAAGAAGAAGAACAAGAAGGGAAAGAAGAGCAAGAAGGACAAGCAGACGGCUGGUGACGGCCAGGCAUCGGGAGGCUCCAGCUCGAGCGACGAAGAGUGA
Molecule: messenger RNA, 2157 nt
Organism: Colletotrichum spaethianum
Lineage: Eukaryota; Fungi; Ascomycota; Sordariomycetes; Glomerellales; Glomerellaceae
Product: calcium channel YVC1
Exons: 4
Coding region: 1-2157 (718 amino acids)
Source: RefSeq, a predicted model, not a curated record